GAAAGCGUGAGUCCUAACCACUGGACCACCAGGGAAUUCCCACUUGCCUAUUUACCAUCUGAAGAAUGGCAGUAAAACAGUCCCUGCCUCCACAGGUCAUGGUGAAACACCUGGCACUGUAAAUGCUCAACAAAUGCAGACUUUCCUCAAUGUCCUAGACAGAAACAGGAGUCCUCUGGGCCCCUGCCAGGCUGGCCUGGAAGGAACAUGCAGGAAGGGACCUUGUCUAACCUGGAGCUGGGCCAUCUGUGGUGAAGACCCAGCGGGGGUGCUGGGAAGCUAGGCACUCAGGAAAGGGCCCUGUACAGAGGAGUGGGGUCAUGUCGGUCUGUCCACCCACGUGGCUACGGCAAAGGCUGAGCCCAGUGUCCACCUGCCCUGCUGACUCCUGACUACUUGUGAGUGGCCGUGGGGGACUCAGCCCCUUGACCCCGCCUCCUGAUGGGGACCUGGUGGAUGGUCUCCAUCUCGGACCCUGGUCUUGCGGUGAGAGUGGGUGGGGUGGGGUGGAAGGUGGGCAAGGUGGAGGGAGGUGAGUGCUCCAGCCUUGCGCGCGUGGACCAGAGGGAGGGGUGUAGGCUCGGUCCCGCCCCGCGCGUCCCCGCCGCGGCCGGCGCGCACUCCCGGAAGGCGGCGACGGCAGCGGCAGCACUGGCAGCAUCGGCAGCAGCCCCGGGCGGCCUCGGGUGGGGUCGGCCCGACGGACAGAAGGACAGAGGGCGCCGGGGACACGCGGCCCGCCCGGGCUGGCCAUGGAGGGAGCCUCGUUCGGCGCGGGACGCGCAGGGGCCACCCUGGACCCUGUGAGCUUCGCGCGGCGGCCCCAGACCCUGCUGCGGAUCGCGUCCUGGGUGUUCUCCAUCGCCGUCUUCGGGCCCAUAGUCAACGAGGGCUACGUGAACGCCGACAGCGGCCCGGAGCUGCGCUGCGUCUUCAACGGCAACGCGGGUGCCUGCCGCUUCGGCGUCGCGCUCGGCCUUGGGGCCUUCUUCGCCUGCGCCGCGUUCCUGCUGCUCGACGUGCGCUUCCAGCAGAUCAGCAGCGUCCGCGACCGUCGCCGCGCGGUGCUGCUGGACCUGGGCUUCUCAGGGCUCUGGUCCUUCCUGUGGUUCGUGGGCUUUUGUUUCCUCACCAACCAGUGGCAGCGCACGGCGCCCGGGCCGGGCACGACGCAGGCGGCAGACGCGGCGCGGGCCGCCAUUGCCUUCAGCUUCUUCUCCAUCCUCAGCUGGGCGGCGCUUACCGUGAAGGCCCUGCAGCGGUUCCGUCUGGGCACCGACAUGUCGCUCUUUGCCACCGAACAGCUGGGUGCUGGGGCGGGCCAGACCUACCCAGGCUACCCAGUGGGCAGCGGUGUGGAGGGCACCGAGACCUACCAGAGCCCGCCCUUCACCGAGACUCUGGACACCAGCCCCAAAGGGUACCAGGUUCCUGCCUACUAGUGGCCAGCAGGCCCAGACCAAGGCACAAAGGCUGCCCCACCAAUGCAGGAUCCAAGGCUUCCUGGGACCUCCCUCAGGUCCUCCUGGCCCAGCAGCAACGUGUGGAUGCUGUGGGCCAUCUGGGGCCAAGAGAGGGUAGCCUCCAGGGUGCCUGGGCUGUUCCCCCCAAGUUCCUCCAGUCCCUUUAGUCCCCAGCCCAGGGCCAGAGGUCCUGAGGAGAGAACAGCACAGCCCUGGGCACGUGUCCUUCAGCCUCCAGUGGACCAGCCUAGGCAGCGGGCCAUUCCCCUCAUGAGCCAGCCAGGCAGGGCUCACCUGUACACUCUGGUGUCAGGGGUCCAGCUGCCCUCCAUAGCCAGAUGCAGGGGCUGCCCUGGACUGGGGGUGACUGGGGGAAGGGACACCACCCUCACCCCGUGGCCACUGUUCCCCAUCCCCUGUCCCUGUGGGUAGUGGUGGUCCUUGCUCUGUCCUGGUGGUUCACCCUGUAGGGCCAUGUGCUCUGUCUGGAGCCUCCCUCCAUUUCCUCUUACAGGCUCACUAGAGUAGCCCAGCCCUGUCGAUGUUGUGAUUGUGGUCAAGUCUUCAGGUUUCACCUCGUAGUUCCCCACAAGCAGCCCCUCUUUUCUGUGGCCCCAGCUCCGGCCCUUACCUGCCUUGGCCCAGGCCCUUGCUGGGGUGCGGGCAGCUCUGGCCAGGAAAGCACAACAUGGCUGUAGGCCUGGGCAUCAGCCCUCUCCCAGCCCUUCAGUAAGACCUUGCCCAAGGGAGGCUCCAGACAUCUGGGUGCCCAGCAGGACACACCCCUCACGAGGAGAGAGGCCUAGAGGCUUCACCUUCCCACCGUGCCCUGGAGACAGCCAUUCCCCGCAAACCCCUUUACCUCGGCUCCCUGGACUAGUCCCUCAGCUCCCCACACUGCACCCCAUUUUAAGGCCCAGCCCAAGGUUGGGGGUCCCUUUGCAUAGCUGAGUACUCAUGCAUUGCUCAAAGCUGGCUUUUCACAUUAAGUCAAUACCAAAUGUGGUUGCCACAUUACAUUUUUACAGACAGUCGCCUCCCUCUGGAGUUGCAGUUGAGUGACAACCCUGUACAUUGUAGCAUAGACCAAUUAUUUGUGGAUAUUAAAGUGAACAUGUUUACAAUUUUUGUAUAUAUGAGUCUCUCCCUCCUUCUUCUGAAAGAACAAUCUGUGAUUGUGUAUUUUCAGUGUCCCAUGUUCCAACUGCAGCUUCUUUACAAUAAAGACUGUAAAUGAG
Molecule: messenger RNA, 2701 nt
Organism: Lagenorhynchus albirostris (white-beaked dolphin)
Lineage: Eukaryota; Metazoa; Chordata; Mammalia; Artiodactyla; Delphinidae
Gene: SYNGR3
Product: synaptogyrin 3
Exons: 5
Coding region: 753-1442 (229 amino acids)
Cellular component (GO): synaptic vesicle membrane; neuromuscular junction
Source: RefSeq, a predicted model, not a curated record